GAUGGCCCUGGGACUGCAGCUUCGGCGGCAGGUGCUGGCUGGACUCCUGCUCUGUCUGUGCGUCGGGCGAUGGGCCGAGGCUGGGAAGGUGCUGGUGGUCCCCAUGGAGGGCAGCCACUGGCUCAGCAUGCGGGAGGCCGUGCGGGAGCUCCACGCCAGAGGUCACCAGGUAGUGGUCGUUGCUCCAGAGGUCAAUGUGCACAUCAAGGCAGAAGACUUUUUCAUCAUGAAAACCUAUGCCACUGCCGACACACAGCACACAUUUGAUUCCAUCAUGAAGAGACGUGUACCAGUGCUUUUUGAAAGAGUACAUUGGGUAACGAUGUUUUUGAAAACUAUGGCAUUUUUGAAAAAGGCGUCUUUGUUCUUUGAAAGGUCUUGUGAGGGGCUGUUGUAUGACAAGGACUUGAUCAGACACCUGAAUGCCAGUGCCUUUGAUGUGGUUUUAACGGACCCUAUUUACCUCUGUGGGGCAGUGCUGGCUAAGUACCUGUCCAUUCCUGCUGUGUUUUUUUUGCGGCACAUUCCAUGUGACUUAGAUGCUGAGGGCACUGCAUGCCCAAACCCUUUCUCAUAUGUUCCUCGGUUUUUAACAACAAACCCAGACCACAUGACAUUCUUCCAAAGAGUGAAGAACAUGCUCUACCCUCUGAGCCUGAAGUACAUUUGCCAGGGUCCUUUCACUCCUUAUGUACGUAUGGCCUCUGAGCUUCUUCAGAGAGAGGUGUCACUGGGGGAGAUUCUUGCCUCUGGAUCCAUGUGGCUGUUCAGAGUAGAUUUUGUGGUGGAGUACCCACGGCCAAUCAUGCCCAACAUGGUGUUCAUUGGAGGUAUCAACUGUGCCAACAGGAAACCUUUAUCUCAGAGCAGUGGAAGCCUAGUGGGGUCAGCCUCUAAAGAGGAUUCAGAGAGCCUGCAUGGAGGCAUGGGGAUGUUCCUCCUGCCCAAAGUGAAGCAGGCGCUGGGGCCCAGCGCCUUCUGA
Odocoileus virginianus texanus is the source of this 982-nucleotide messenger RNA. NCBI's taxonomy places the organism in Eukaryota, Metazoa, Chordata, Mammalia, Artiodactyla, Cervidae. The record is from RefSeq and is a predicted model, not a curated record.